Molecule: messenger RNA, 810 nt
Organism: Monodelphis domestica (gray short-tailed opossum)
Lineage: Eukaryota; Metazoa; Chordata; Mammalia; Didelphimorphia; Didelphidae
Gene: PRNP
Product: prion protein (Kanno blood group)
Biological process (GO): protein homooligomerization
Cellular component (GO): membrane
Source: RefSeq, marked provisional
AUGGGGAAAAUCCACUUGGGAUACUGGUUCUUGGCUCUUUUUAUUAUGACCUGGAGUGAUCUGACUCUCUGUAAGAAACCGAAGCCAAGACCUGGAGGGGGAUGGAACAGUGGAGGCAACCGCUAUCCUGGCCAGUCUGGAGGCUGGGGACAUCCUCAGGGAGGUGGCACCAAUUGGGGUCAACCCCAUGCUGGGGGUUCCAAUUGGGGUCAGCCACGUCCUGGGGGUUCCAAUUGGGGCCAGCCCCAUCCAGGGGGUUCCAACUGGGGACAGCCCCAUCCAGGGGGUUCCAACUGGGGUCAAGCCGGUAGCAGCUACAACCAGAAGUGGAAACCAGAUAAACCCAAAACCAACAUGAAACAUGUGGCUGGGGCUGCUGCUGCUGGGGCAGUUGUAGGAGGGCUUGGUGGAUACAUGCUGGGGAGUGCCAUGAGCAGGCCCAUCAUGCACUUUGGCAAUGAUUACGAAGACCGUUACUAUCGUGAAAACCAAUAUCGCUAUCCCAACCAAGUCAUGUAUCGGCCCAUUGAUCAGUACAACAACCAGAACAAUUUUGUGCAUGACUGUGUCAACAUAACGGUGAAGCAACACACCACCACCACCACUACCAAAGGGGAGAACUUCACUGAAACGGAUAUCAAGAUCAUGGAGCGAGUGGUGGAACAGAUGUGCAUCACGCAGUACCAGAACGAGUACCGCAGUGCUUACAGCGUGGCGUUCUUCUCUGCCCCACCUGUGACCCUCCUCCUCCUCAGUUUCCUUAUUUUCCUGAUUAUCCCAGAUGCCCAUUCCGUGGAAGCAAUAUCCUGA